Messenger RNA from Pieris macdunnoughi, 642 nucleotides. NCBI's taxonomy places the organism in Eukaryota, Metazoa, Arthropoda, Insecta, Lepidoptera, Pieridae. The record is from the annotation of a GenBank genome assembly.
AUGGUAACUCCUUCUGAUUUGAUGAAGCGCGUGGGCGAGAGCGGAAAGCUGGUGCCGUUCUUCAAAGCUGUAGGUGUUUAUUUCACCGUGGGUUGCGCCGCACCGUCGGCGUCCGCGGCGGCGCUGAAGUGCGCGCCCGUGAUGUGCCUGCUAGCGUGCGUGGCGACGACGCGGCGCGGGGCGCACGGGAGGCGGGUGGCGGCCGGGCUGGCGCUGUCGGCGGCCGGCGACGCGCUGCUCGUGUGGCCGCAUCUGUUCGUGGCCGGAAUGGCGGCGUUCGCGGCCGCCCACCUCGCCUACAUAUCCGCUUUCGGGCUGCGCCCGCUGCGUGCGCGCGGCGCCCUUUUGGCCUACGCCGCCACGGCGUUAUACCUGCGCGCACUGGCACCGCCGCCGCCUCUGCGCGCUCUCGUCCCGGCCUACGCGGCGCUCCUGGCCACGAUGGCGUGGCGUGGCGCGGCCACUCCGGGCCCACAGCGCUACGGUGCGCUGCUGUUCCUCCUCUCCGACGCCAUCCUCGGGUACGGCCUGUUCGGCGGGUCGGUGCCCUACGAGAAGGUGCUGGUGAUGACGAGCUACUACUCGGGGCAACUGGGCAUCGCCCUGAGCGCUCUGCGGCGGCCUCCCGGCGCACGGCACUAG